AUGUGUCAGAUCCCGAUCUUCUGCUGGAUUUCUGCAGUGUUAUUCCAGGAAGUCUUUGGAGGAGACAAGAAAACUGAAAUUCCUCAAACUCUUACAGAAAUGAUGGCACACUUUCUUUGUGUCCAAACAAAACACAGAAAUAGAAAAUAUGACAAGGACGUUGAGACAAACAAAGAGAAGCUUCUGAAAACACAGAGGAAAUUUCUUCUGAAACUCGGCAAGCUUGCAUUUGAGCAGCUGCUGAAGAAAAAUCUUAUCUUCUAUGAGGAAGACCUGGAGGCCUGUGGCAUUGAUGUUAAAGCAGCAUCAAUCGACUCUGGAUUUUGCACCACAGUUCUUCGGGAAGAAAAAAUAAUUUUCCAGAAAAAUGUCUUCUUCUUUGUGCAUCUGACUGUGCAGGAGUUCUUUGCAGCUCUCUACAUCUAUGACUGUUUCAUUAACAAUGAUACUAAAGAUCUCAGCAUCUUCUUUGAUUUAAAGGGCAAGAAGCAUACGUUAAUUGAACUUCUUAAAAUAACAGUAGACAAAGUGCUGCAGAAGAAAAAUGGCCACCUGGACUUCUUCCUGAGAUUCCUCCUUGGCCUCACGGUUGAACCCAAUCACAGAGUCCUUCAUGGUCUGCUGACUCCAACAGAUCGAAGCCAAGAUACUGACAAGAAAAUCUUGACUCACAUCAAAUCUGUGCGAAGGAAGAACCUCUCUCCAGACAGCUGCAUCAACCUUUUCCAGACUAUGAUCGAGAUGAGAGAUCACAAAGUCAAAGAUGAGAUUCAGGAAUAUCUCGCACUGUCAGAUCAUUCAAAAACAGAGUUGACUCCCCUGCACUGCUCUGCACUGGCCUACAUGCUGCAGGCAUCAAAGAAUGAUCUGGAAGUCUUGGACUUAAAGAGUUACAACACAUCAGAGGAGGGCAGACGGAGGCUGAUACCAGCAGUGAGGAGCAGCAAAAAGGCCUUACUAGCAGACUGUAAAGUAAGUGAAGAGUGGGUUGAUCAUCUGGUCGCUGCUCUCAAAUACCCCUUCUCACCUCUACGAGAUCUGGACCUGAGCAACAAUGACCUGAAAGAUUCAGGAGUGGAGCUGCUCUCUAAAGGACUGUCGAGUCAGUGCUGCAGACUGGAAACUCUGAGGUUAUCUGGGUGUCUGGUGACAGAACAAGGCUGUGAUUAUUUGGUCAAAGCUCUGAAGUUAAACCCCUCACAUCUGAAAGAGUUGGACCUGAGUUACAACCAUCCAGGAGAAUAUGGAGAGAAGAAGCUGUCUGAGCUGAGGAAUGAUCCACAAUACCGGCUCAGCCAAGUCAUUUUUGAACAUGGUGGAAGUCACCGGAUACACCCAGGAUUGAAGAAAUAUGCCUGUGCGCUCACUUUGGACUCCAACACAGCUCACAAGAACCUGCUGCUUUCUGAAGACAAAAGGAAAGUGACCUGGGUGGAGGAGGAGCAGGCUUAUCCUGAUCAUACAGAGAGGUUUGAUUGCUGUCAGCAAGUGCUGUGUGAGCAGGGACUAAAAGAGCGCUGCUACCUGGAGAUGGAGGUGUCAGAGCCCUUAUGUGUUGGGUUAACAUACAGAAGCAUUGGCAGGAAAGGAAAUGUGGAUGACUGCAAGCUGGGACACAACAACAAGUCUUGGGGUCUGAUUUCCUCUGAUGAUGGUUGUUUUGUUCAGCACAACAAAGAGAAGGUCUGUGUAUCAUCUCAGUGUUUGCGCUGCAGUCGGGUUGGGGUGUAUCUGGAUUGGGAAGCUGGCACUUUGUCCUUUUACAGAGUUUUUUCUGGUAGCCUCAUUCACCUCCACACCUUCAAAACAACCUUCACUGAUCCCCUCUACCCUGCUGUUGAACUUCACACCUGUUCCUCUGUAUUGUUUUGUCAGCUACCGUAGAAAGAAGUUUCACUGUAGGUUAGAAAAUGAAUGCCUGCUAAACAACUUCAGGAAGGCUAGACAUCAGUUGAAGCCUCAGCACUGUGGAGAAGGCUGUAGCUCAGGUGGUAGCGCAGGUUACCGAGUAAUUAAAAGGAUGGCGGUUCAAUCUUAGUCUGCUUCAGCCUGCAUGCCAACUAUCCUGGGAUAAGAUACUAACUCCACCCUCUCCUACACUCUGCACCUGUUGGAGUGUGAAUGUUAGGUAGAAAGAGCAGAGAAAUAGUGCUUUUGUGAAUGGGUAAAUAAGACAAGUGCUUUGAGUGCUCCAAUAGAGCAGAAAUGUGCUGUAUAGGAACCAGUUCAUUAUCUUUAUCAAACAGACAAACACAAGGUCAAAAAAGUUGCCCUCUUGAAGUGAUCAGUGGAUCCUGCAGAGAGGAUAAGACAAGAAAACAUGUGCUCACUAUUCUGUUAGUAACUUUGUUUUAUAAACACAACCUUAAGUAUGAAUAUGUAUUUAAGGUUAUUUUAGUGACACAUACAGUUUUUUAAAGUGAUGAAAAAUGUUUUCAGGUUUUUUAAGAAGUGCGUGAUUUCUUGACAGAUUAAGUUAAAUAAAUAAAAAUUUGGUUCAUUUGAGGAAAAUGAACAUCCAUAGAUAAUUUUCAUUUCACUUUUAUUUUACACCCUCAACUGCUUGAUUGCAAAAUAGCUACACUUUUAGCCAACACAUCUAUAUGGAUACUGUCAAUACUGUCAUAAAAUGUCAAAAAUAAGCUCUCCUGACUCUGGAAUAGUUGUGGGGAAAGGGCGUGGAGCUCCUGUCUUCACUAAGUGGCCUAACAGUUUUUAUGCUACAUAUAAAAUAUUAUAUGUAAUGUGAGUUAUUUAUAUGACUCAUCAUAAUGAAACAUGAGUUCUAAAACCACAUAUUUGUCACACAGGACUGGGGAAAUGAUGUUAGCAUUGAGUUUGACAGUGUGGUAAACAACAGAAUAGUAGCCGAACAGCCAGGAAGCAGGCAGGUGGUUGAUAGCAGAUCUUCUUUCUUGUACUUACACAUAAGCCACAUUGUUAAUUUGCUAGUUUACCUGCAGUUUACCACAGCCCAGGUUAAGUCUACACACUGGCUGUUACCUGUUGGUGUAGAUCUCAUUUUAAACACAUUGUCUUUUGAAUGAAUGCGUUUGUAUUACAUGCUUUCUUUAGCAGACCAACAUGCUUACAGUAUCAGUGCUAAAAAGUGUUUUACAUGAAGUGUAUAUUUAUUUACAGCUAAUGGGAGUGUUGUUAGUUUGAAAUAUAACCACCCUGAGGGAAAAAGUGUUUGUCUCUUGGCUUCCAGCUCACAAUAUUUUAUAUCAAAAUUAUACUCAAAGUUUUGAAACAAGUGUGUUGUAG
Molecule: messenger RNA, 3267 nt
Organism: Haplochromis burtoni (Burton's mouthbrooder)
Lineage: Eukaryota; Metazoa; Chordata; Actinopteri; Cichliformes; Cichlidae
Product: protein NLRC3
Exons: 5
Coding region: 1-1884 (627 amino acids)
Molecular function (GO): protein binding
Source: RefSeq, a predicted model, not a curated record